AUGCGCAUUACAAACUGCAAUCUGACCACAGAAUCGGAAAAGAACGACAGCAAAGACAAGAGCACAAUGGGACAUCGCCGGGUGAUUUCAUCAAAUGUAUCAAAAAUCCCUUACCAGACGUCCGACAGGAGUAGAAAAACGCAAUCGAUACGCAUUUAAGGACUUAUUGAAGUGGAUCAGAUACACACAGAACGAACCGAACGACGAAAAGUCAAUAGUUUUUCCUAAGGGAGGAAGUUUAUUGUGGCGAAGGAAAUAUAAUAGACCGGGUAGGUAGGGUGGGUCUGCGGAAAGCAGCCAGAGCGGGGUACAGUCAGAAUACAAACUCACCCACCCAGCAAGCAAGCCAUGGAGGAGUUCGGGUCAGCGUUGGAAAAGAAUGUGACCGAUUUAACGGUUAUGGACGUGUAUGACAUAGCCGCGGUAGUGGGCCAAGAGUUUGAGAGGAUCAUUGAUCAGUACGGCUGCGAGGCUCUGUCCAGGCUCAUGCCCAAAGUAGUGCGGGUGCUGGAAAUCGUGGAGGUGAUGGUCAGUAGGAACAGCAUCAGCCCGGAGACAGAUGAGCUGAGGCUGGAGCUGGAUAAACUACGGCUGGAGAGGAUGGACCGGCUGGAGAAAGAGAAGAAACACAAGAAGGAGUUGGAGCUGGUAGAGGAUGUAUGGCGAGGGGAGGCCCAGGACCUGUUGUCUCAGAUCGCUCAGCUUCAGGAAGAGAAUAAGACUCUUCUCACUAACAUGUCCAUCAAAGAUCCCAUGAGUGAAGAGGACCUACAGAGGCACGAAGGUAUGUCGGAGCGGGAGCGUCAGGUGAUGAAGAAGCUGAAGGAGGUAGUGGACAAGCAGAGAGACGAGAUCCGAGCCAAAGACCGCGAGCUCACGCUCAAGAAUGAGGACGUUGAGGCACUCCAGCAGCAGCAGUCUCGUCUGAUGAAGAUCAACCAUGACCUGCGCCAUAAGAUCUCUGUGGUGGAAGCUCAGGGGAAAGCCCUCAUCGAGCAGAAGGUGGAACUGGAGGCGGGAGCUCAGGCACGGGUACAGGAAAUGGGAGCACUCCGGCAGGAAGUUACACGUCUAAGGGAGCGACUGCAAGGAGACAUGCCCCCUCAGGUUCCAGAGGUGCCUCCUUCCCAGCUCCCAUCCCCUGCACAGGAGGCGAUGUGUGAUCAGGACACACCUGCUCUGUUCCAACAUUUUACCAAGGAGGCACUUUGUGAUGAGGAGGUGGACGGCCUGGACCAGAAGGAUCCCAACAGGCCCCGGUUCACACUGCAGGAGCUAAGAGAUGUUCUGCAUGAGAGGAACGAGCUCAAGUCCAAAGUGUUCAUGCUUCAGGAGGAGGUCGCCUACUACAAAAGUGAAGAGGUGGAGGACGAGACCGGCCCUCCCACUCCUUCCCCAUCCCCCGAACAACUGAGGGCACGGCCCCGACACAACGCACAGCCUGAGUCAGGAAUCAAACGCCUGUUUAGCUUCUUCUCUCGUGACAAGAGGCGGAACUCCCAGCGGAAUGCACAGUUUGAUGACAGCUUCAGCUCGUGGGCGGGAAAUGAUGAGGUGUACACGGAACAGGCCCAGGAGGCUUUGCAGCACAUGUAGUGAUUGGACAGCGUUUGAUGAUGUCACUCAGAACUCUUUCCCUGUAACGUUGCAAUGCAAUUAAAGGCCUCGUAAAGGUUAGCUUAUUGCACAGUACACACACCUACAGCUCAGCACAGCCAUCCACCUACAAGAUACAUACUGACACUGAAAUACCAUCAGCUCUAAGUAACAGAGUCAUUCACCCAGCAUCUAGAGUAGUGAAACCUAACCACCCUGGCUUUGGCAGUAAACUCCUUGCCUUGGGACUGUGCUUAGUGUGCCUGCUGCAGCAUAAUGGGAUUGUAUGACAUUUUUGCUUCUAAGUGACAGGAAUCACAGAGGGUUGAGGGUGAAGAGGAGCCUUUCUUUAUCCCAAAGUGAAACCCACCAGAAUUGAUGGAUGCUCAGAGCGAUUCCCUUUGUGUUAGAACAGGCAGGGAUACACUAGGCGUGAGAGAGACAGAGUCAGGCUUGGAAGGUUUGUGGAACGAGGUGACAGGAGAGCGAGAUAGAGGAACCACACGAGACACUCCAGAUAGAGAAUUAUGGGACACAGAAGAAGAAAGGGGAAGGUUAAAUCCAGUAAAGAAACCUUGAAGACAAGUGGGCAUGUUUUUUUAAAUGAUUCAAAUAAUGGUGGCAGUUCUGACCCAGAUGUAGUAGGCUCUGAACCAUCUGUAUACUCCCCUGGCCCUGAGCUAGACCAGUCAUGUCCUCAGAGGCAGCUAGAGGGCACUAUGGCUAGGCCCACCUCACCAGCACUGGCUAAAAAUUGUGUGAACAAAUGUGUUUUUUUUUUACAGAUUGACCUUGCACAUAAAUUAAUACGUUACUGGGUGUUGAGAUGGGAUUGCCCAAUUUAAAGGAGAUGUUAUGGAUUUAUAUUUUGCCAGUGGUGAAUGAAGCACAGAAGGUUGUAGUUUUACAAUGUCUUAUGGAAAGACAGUAUUUUUGUUUUGGAAUUAUUUAACUAGAUGCUGCUUGCUGCUGCUUUUUUGUUUUCAGGCUUUUUAUGGUGCCUUUAGGACUAGCCAAGUGGUGUACAUUUACAUUUUGAAUGGGCGCCAUGUUGGAACCAAAUGUGACAACACAAACUAAAAACACUCCAUUGAGAAUGCAAAUUUGAAUGUUGUUGUGGAAUAUUUGGUUUUAAACAUGGAUGACAGUUUGCCAAACUCUGCUGUGGCUGCAAGAUGGUUUGUGAGAAGUAAAAUGGUUAGUGUGGAUGAGGGAGGUUCUUGAUAAUGAGUAGUCCUGACUUCAGCAGUCAGACAGACAUAACACCUCAGCCUCACUAUGCUAAGAGAUCAUUGAUACUAUUACUAUGACUGGACAACUUUUCAAUUAUUUAUUUUAUGAUACAAGACACUUAAUCAAGGUGCAAAACUAGGGCAAUGCUUAUUGUGACAAAAGGGAUUGAUAGUCGAGAAAAGUUAUAUCUUGUCUGGUGGCAACAUCUACACCAAAAUGUACACAAAGGGGAAAUAAAUAAUACAGAAUCUAUCCAAACAAGGGAAGAUGUCAAUAUAUGCAAGACAUCCCUCUUUUGCAACAAACUUUAUGGACCCGCUUCACACCCGGUAGAUUUCUAUUGGAAGGAUUUUAAAUAUGAUAAAUGUCUCAGUUUUCAUACAGCUUGUUGCCUUUUAUUCAGAUAUGCAUACUCAAUAAAUAUGGUGAUCCCCAGAA
Molecule: messenger RNA, 3267 nt
Organism: Salvelinus fontinalis (brook trout)
Lineage: Eukaryota; Metazoa; Chordata; Actinopteri; Salmoniformes; Salmonidae
Product: RILP-like protein 1
Exons: 9
Coding region: 349-1596 (415 amino acids)
Biological process (GO): cilium assembly
Cellular component (GO): ciliary basal body; cytoplasm
Molecular function (GO): protein dimerization activity
Source: RefSeq, a predicted model, not a curated record